This is a messenger RNA of Paramecium pentaurelia, 1388 nucleotides long. The record is from the annotation of a GenBank genome assembly. Lineage: Eukaryota; Ciliophora; Oligohymenophorea; Peniculida; Parameciidae.
AUGGGUAAUUGUAAUAUUAAUGAAAAAAAGGAAGAUCUUAUGGAAAAUAAUGGUAUAUAAUAAUGAUAGAUAUUUAAGUUGUUUCUGUAUAAAAUUUUCAAUUUAUUGAUGCAAUUGGAAGAGGUGGAUUUGGUAAGGUAUGGAAAGUUAGAUAAAAGAAAAAUAAAUAAUUUUUUGCUCUUAAAGUGAUGUCUAAACCAAAGUAUUAUUGAUUAACAAUAUAGAAUUAUUUAAAAGAAAUCAGUUUAAUCAGUAAUGAAUGAAAAGUCGUUAUUGAGUGGUUUGAAACAUAAGUAAAAAUUGAAAUUGAAUUAAGUUUUCUGAUUAACAUGUAAUAUUCUUUUCAAGAUCGAGAAUAUUUAUAUUUGGUAAUGGAUUUAUUAUCUGGAGGAGAUCUAAGAUAUCAUAUAGGAAGACACAGAAAAUUCAAUGAAGAAUAAACAAGUAAAUAGAUAUAUAUAUAUAUAAUAAGAGUUUUUUAGUGGAUGUAUAAUAGUCGCAUUAGAUUAUCUACAUUAAUUAGGAAUAUUGCAUAGAGAUCUUAAACCUGAAAAUUUAGUAUUUGAUAGUAAUGGUAUGAUUCAUUUAUUUAAUAAGACUAGGAUAUCUCAGAUUGACUGAUUUAGGUAUAGCCAGAAUAUGGAAACCUGAGAAUUCACAAGAUACAAGUGGAACUCCUGGAUAUAUGGCUCCAGAAGUUAUGUGUAGUAAAUCUAAAUUUUUUAAUGAUAGGACAUAAUCAUGGUGUAGCAGUAGAUUAUUUUGCACUUGGAGUGAUAAUAUAUGAAUGCAUGUUAGGAAGAAGACCAUAUUUAGGAAGAAGUAGAUAAGAAAUAAGAGAAUAAAUGCUUGCUAAAUAAGCAGUUAUUAAGAGAUAAGAAGUACCUCCAGGAUGGAGUUUAGAGGCAGCUGAUUUUACUAAUAAAGUAUUUAAUUAUAUAUAUGAUUAUUUAGCUUUUAUAAAGGAAGCCAUAGAAUCGAUUGGGUAACAAUGGACCAGAUGAAGUGAAGGAACAUCCAUGGUUCAAAGAUUUUAGUUGGGAAAAGUUAAUUACUAAAUAAUUGAUUGCUCCAUUCAUCCCUAAUGUUCAUUAUUAAACAAGAUUAUUAGGGCAAUGAAGACAAUUAUCUUCCCUCAGAUAACAGACGAGAUUCUGAUGAUUCCAUUAAUGAAGAAUAAUAAAUAAUGCUUAGAAGAAAUUCAGUAUAAAGUAUAAAUGUUAUAUUAAAUAGAUUUAUUUAAUGGAUAUGAUUUUGAUAAUAAUCCUAUAAGUGUUCCAAGUAGUUAAAUGGUUGUGUCGAGUACUUCUUCUUCUCGAAUCACCAAAUAACCAACAACUACUAAUACACCAAGAUCAGCUAAAUUAGCUUUAAAACUAAAAAAUUGA